Messenger RNA from Dentiscutata erythropus, 3283 nucleotides. NCBI's taxonomy places the organism in Eukaryota, Fungi, Glomeromycota, Glomeromycetes, Diversisporales, Gigasporaceae. The record is from the annotation of a GenBank genome assembly.
UCCAUAUCCAAUCAAGAAAGCACUUGCUCUUGUAGAAGCCAUCUCUCGUGAUUUAAAUGACGUAUUACAAAAAAUUUUGUGUGGUCGUCGUUUGAUGUAUAUGGAAUAUAAUGAUUUUGAAAAAGUUAUGUCGGGUGCUGAAGAUGUUUUUAGAACCUGGGAUGAGAUGAUCAGAGAAUUUACAAAUGUAGCACGUGAUGUUAUGCGUAAAAACUCAUAUAAAUUCGUUCCAAUCAAAAUAAAUCCUGCACAUGAUAAAUUGCAGGAACGUGUUGCAUUUGUUAGGAAUUUUAGGAGACAGCAUGAACAACUUUACCAAACAAUUGUUAAAAUAAUGAUCCAACCGAAGAAUGCCGCAAAAAUUGUUAUUGAAGGCGAAGAAAGUUUUAGCAUAGAUGAUAUAAAUUCUAUAAAGGAAGUAAAAGUGGCAUAUGAAAGUGUCAAGGAUAUUGAUGUGUUAGAAGUUUCGAUUGAAGGCACAGAAAUCUGGUUUCAAGCUGAAAAUGCAUAUUUCGAACGUGUUUCAAGAGUAGAAAAUCAAAUUAUUGAAAGUCUACGAGAUCGACUUAGUACAUGUAAAAAUGCUAAUGAAAUGUUUGGUGCGUUUUCAAAAUUCAAUGCUUUGUUCGCUAGACCGAAGAUUCGUGGUGUUAUUCAAGAAUAUCAAAAUGAACUUAUUGACAGAGUUAAAAAAGAUAUAUCUAAACUUCAUGAGAGGUUCGAUCAACAAUAUCAUAAAUCUGAAGCGAAUUACAUGUUUCAGCUUCGCGAUAUUCCUGCUAUCUCUGGUGCAAUGAUUUGGGCACGUCAAAUUGAAAGACAAUUACAACGCUAUAUGAAACGCGUUGAGGAUGUUCUUGGUAAAGGUUGGGAGAUGUAUGCAGAAGGCCAUAAAUUACAGAUCGAAUGCAAUAACUUUAAAAAGAAAUUAGAUACAAGACUAUUUUAUGAAUUUUGGCAGAAGGACAUUUUACAGCGCAGCGAUUUGAAUAUGACCGGAAGAUUACUUGAAAUUACACGAGAUCGUGCUCAAGGAAACAUUCUUCAAUUAGGUGUAAAUUUUGAUCCACAAAUAAUUACUAUAUUUAGAGAAGUGCGUAAUUUAUUAUGGUUAGGUCAUCAUGUGCCACACAAUAUAUCCACAAGCGCAAAAGUUGCUAAGCGUGUAUAUCCUUUCGUUAUAAGUCUUAUAGAGACGGUUAAGAAGUAUGCACAAACUGUGCGAAAGAUUCAAAAACAUCCUGAUAUCAUCAUGUUGGUUGCCAAUUAUCGUAACGGUAUACAAGCCAUGAUCACCAAAAGUAUCACCUUUGAGUGGGAAUACUUUGUGUACUCUUAUGAUGAUUCUCCUGAAAAUCAACAUGUUACUUUUGUACGAGAAUUUGCAAACACUGUUUUAGAAUUUCAAGAUAAAAUCACCCAUCUUAAAUCUUAUUCUAAUAUUGACGUUUGGAUUGCACAACUUGACAAACGAAUUGAAACUGUUUUGUCUCAACGACUACAGCGUGCUAUAUUUUCAUGGACAACUGAAUUUAUUUCAUCCAGUAACAAUUCUACAAAUAUAGAGUCAAUUGAAACCUCAGCUGAUAAAGGUAUAAAAAAUGUCAGACAUGAAACUGUUAGAAAUGAUUCUUCUGAUGGUGAAACACCAACAACUGCAAAAACUGAAAAACCAGUGUUUCAGCAAUUUGUUCAUGCAGUGCUUAUUAAAAAUCAAGUAAUUUAUUUGGAUCCACCCAUAGAAGUUGCCAGAACUAGAUGGUAUAUUCAAUUACACGAGUGGUUUUCGGUUGUGUGCAAUUUACCAAGAAUUCAAGGUUUACGUUCUGAUAUUGGUCAAGCUAGAGGAUCCACUGUUUCUCGAGAGACAAAUACUUAUUCCAAUUUAUUGACAAAACUUCCUGAUGGUUCACUAGAGAAAGCAUAUGAAGUCAUUGAAGCCAAUUUGAACAAAAUCCAGGCUCAAUCAUUAUGGAAUCUUGAAUCUAAUUAUAUUUAUGAACGACUUGGAGAUGAUUUUAAUAAAUGGAAACGAGUUCUUCUGGAGAUAAAGAAAACACGCGCUACAUUUGAUAAUUCAGAUAUCGAACUGUCUUUUGGCAUUGUAGUAAUUAAUUAUAAACAAGCACAAAGCAAAGUAAAUGCCAAAUACGAUCAAUGGCAACGUUAUGUUCUUGCUAAAUUUGGUAUUAAACUUGGUGAUUCCAUGCAAGAAUUUCGUUCAGGAGUUUCAAAUUCUCGCAAAGAACUUGAGAAUAAAUCUAUGGAGAGUAAUAAUACAAGUGCAGUCGUUGCUUUUAUUACUUUCGUACAAGACCUCAAAUGUAAGGUUAAUAAAUGGCAACAAGAUGUUGAGAUAUUCCGCGAAGGACAAAAAACUUUAGAGCGAUAUCAAUAUCAAUUUCCAAGUGGCUGGCUACAUAUUGGACAGGUUGAAGGCGAAUGGAGCGCUUUUAAAGAAAUCUUAGAUAAGAAGAGCAGUCAGAUUCAAGAUCAAAUCGCAAAAGAGGCAUUGAACAUGUAUUUAAAUGUUGAUUGUCGUCUAUAUCCCAUUCUUGAAGAGAUAAGAGAUCUCAGAUCUAUAUGGAGUUCUCUUUCAGAGGUUUUGCAAUCAAUAAAUGAGCUAAAAGAAAUUCAGUGGUAUUCAGUAGUGACAACACAAGAAAAUCUACGAAAAUUGGAAAAGCUUUUUAUUUCUAUUAAUGAAUUACCAGAUAAUAUACAUAAAGUCAGUGUUUUAAUUUAUGCAGUGCUUUCAAUAUUUUUGCCAUCAAUAUAUGAGCUAAAAGAAACUCCACAGUCUUCAGUGGUACCACGAGAAAUUCGACGACAAUUGAAAAAUCUUAAUUUUCUUGAAAUGUUGCCAAGUUAUAUACGUUUAUCUUCAACAUUUGGAGUUUUAAUAAAUGAAGUGCUUUCAAUACUUUGGCCAUCACUAAAUGAGCUAAAAAAAACCCCGUGGUCUUUAGUGUUACCACGAAAAAUUCGACGACAAUUGGAAAAUAUUCUUAAUGAUAUUAAAGAAUUGCCAAGUAGUAUACAGGCAUUUGAAGUUUUAGUAGAUAGAGUGAAAACUUACAUUAAAAUAAAUCCAAUUCUUUCCGAGCUUAAAUCUGAAGCAUUAAAAGAUCGUCAUUGGGAGCAAUUAUUCAAAGCCCUUAAACUUGAUAAUUGUUUCAGUUUAUCUGAAAUGACAGUUGGUCAUGUUUGGGAUUUAGAUCUUAAAAAAAAUGCAAAAAUUAUAAAAAACAUUGUAGCUCAAGCCUCUGGUGAAGAAAAUUAA